Sporothrix brasiliensis 5110 is the source of this 1821-nucleotide messenger RNA. RefSeq lists its product as uncharacterized. Gene Ontology annotation, biological process: transmembrane transport. The coding region runs from base 1 to 1821 and encodes 606 amino acids. The record is from RefSeq and is a predicted model, not a curated record. The transcript has a single exon. NCBI's taxonomy places the organism in Eukaryota, Fungi, Ascomycota, Sordariomycetes, Ophiostomatales, Ophiostomataceae. Gene Ontology annotation, molecular function: transmembrane transporter activity.
AUGGCUGACGUCGAAAAGAACAGCCACAGCGCCGAGGAGAUCUCGCCGGCCAGUCAUCAUGAGCAACACCAGCCACAAGACGCAACCUACCAUGGCUCCAGCAAUGAGCACGAGGCCAUUGGCGGCGCCCGGUUCGACGUCGUCGAGGGCGACCUUCCGCCGGGCUACUUCAAGAGCCGCUUCUUCCUGGGCACCAUGCUGGCCAUCGGCCUGCGCCUGACGGGCGGCGUGGCCGGCUUCGGCUUUGCGGCGCCCAUUCUCACCACGAUCAACAACGACAUUGGCCCGUCGGCCAACAUCCAGUGGGUGGCGCUCGUGUACACGCUCACAAGCUCGGUGGCGCUGACCAUCAUCGGGCGGGUCACGGACAUCUUUGGGCGGCGCUGGAUCUUCACGGGCGGCACGUUCCUGGGCAUCGUCGGAUCGAUUGUGUGCGCGACGGCCCAGACGGUCGACACGCUGAUUGGCGGCAUGACCAUCAUCGGCCUCGCGGCGGCCACGCAGCUGUCGUACUACUACGUGAUGGGCGAGCUGGUGCCGAUGAAGUACCGCUUCCUCGGCAACGCCUAUGUGUACAUGUGGCAGUUCCCCAGCUCGGCCUUUGCGCCGGCCGUGUCCAACGCGUUUAUCCAGUUUACGCGCGUCGGCUGGCGGGGUCCGUUUUACGUGCUGGUGGCCGUCAACAGCGCGUCGUUCCUCUGCUGGCUCCUCUUCUACCACCCGCCGACGUUCCACAUGAAGCACCAGAACGAGCGCAUGGCGACGUACCUGCGCGAGUUUGACUACGUCGGCACCGUGCUCUUCUCGGGCGGGCUGCUGCUCCUCAUGAUGGGCCUCAACUGGGGCGGCGCGCUGUACGCGUGGACGUCGGCGGCCGUCGUCAGCACGCUUGUCCUCGGCGCGCUCGCGUUGGUCACCUUCCUGUGCUGGGAGGCGUUUGCGCACCCCAAGGAGCCCCUGGUGCCGAUGCACCUGUUCCACAACCGCGGCUGGAACGCCGCGACGGUGCUGUCGGGCGUCGCGGCCAGCAUGUACUACGCCUUUGCCAUUGUGUGGCCCGGCCUCUGCGGCCUCGUGUGGGCGCGCGACGACGAUCCCAUGUACGCGCCGUGGCUGUCGACGUUUGUCGGCAUGUUUAUUGUGGCGGGCGAGAUUGUCGGGGGCGCGCUGGCCGGCCGCCUCCGCCGCCUCAAGUGGCAGUGCCUCGGCUCGGCCAUGCUGGGCGGCCUCUUCUUUGCCGUCGUGGCCACCUGCAGCCCGGAGACCAAGGUGCGCGCCGGCGUGCUCGUGUCGCUCGGCGUCUUCUUCCUCGGCUGGGUCGAGUCGCUGUCCAUCUCCCUCAUUACGCUCACCGCCACGGACCAGGCCAACCUCGGCACCUCGGGCGGCCUGGCCGGCAGCAUCCGCUUCUUUCUCUCGUGCACUGCGAGCACCAUCUACACCGUCGUCCUCCGCGCCCGCAGCGCCGUCACGAUCCCGGCGGCCGUCGCGCCCGCCGUCGAGCAGGCCGGUCUGCCCGUGUCCAGCGUGCCCGCGUUCCUCGACGGCUUCACCACGGGGUCGUUUGCCAACGUCAGCGGCCUGACCCCCGACAUCAUGGCCGUCGGCACCAAGGCCUACUAUGUCGGCAACUUUGACGCCUACCGCACGGUGUUCCUCGUCACACUGGCGUUCACGGGCAUGGCCUUUGUCGCUGGCAUCCUGCUGCCCAACGACAUUGACAAGUACCUCACCGACCGCGUGCAUGUCACCCUGCACCAGGGCACGGACGAGACGGCGCUUGCCGGCGCCAAGCGAAGCGAAAAGCAGAUAUCAGCGUGA